AUGUCUGUCAAGCUCGGUCUCUGGUCCCUCACUCUCGUCCCGGGAGAGAAGUACCCCCUCUACGUCAAGCACGACUUCCAGAUCACCAACGCUGCCCUCUCGGAUGAGCUCGCGUCCAAGGAUGGCCGCUCCGUCCUCAAGGUCACGCACGUGCCCACCAACCCGGCCAUGUUCGACUCGGACUCUGAGCUCGACUCGGACGACGAGGACAUGAUGAUUGGGGAUGAUGAUCUCCCGGAGGAGGACGAGUUUGAGCUCGAUGUCGAGGAGGGCUUCAAGGAGGUUGAGAAGGCCAAGAAGGGGACCAACGGCGAUGCGUCGAUGGUGGAGGACGAUGAGGACGAGGAGGAUGACGAGGACGAGGACGAGGAUGAUGACUUCUCGGAUGACGAGGAGGAGGUCACCAAUGUCAUCUGUGCUCUUACCGCCAGCAAGAUCGAGCAGGCCACCCUCAACAUCACCUUCACCCGCGGCGAGGUUGUCAUGUUCGAGAUCACCGGUGACAACGCCGUCCACCUCAUGGGUAACUACAUCGCCCAGCCCAACCCGUACGAUGACUCGGAUGACGAGCACGACCACGAGCACGACGACUACGACGAGAUGUACGAUGACGAGUCGGACGACGAGGAGGUCAGCGCCUACAUCGAGGAGAUGAAGGAGGCCAAGCCCAAGAAGGCCGUCACCGCUGCUCCCGCUGCUGAGCCCAAGGCCAAGAAGGCCGCUGCCCCCGCCGCUGCUGCCCCCGCUGCCGCUCCCGCCGUUGCCGACAAGAAGCGCAAGGCCGAGGCGAUCGACUCGCCCGCCAAGACCGCAGAGUCCACCGAGGGGCUGAGCAAGGCGCAGAAGAAGAAGCUCGCCAAGAAGGCAAAGACGGAGGAUGCGCCCGCUGCGGCUGCGGCUGCGCCGAAGGAGGGAUCGGCCAAGCCUGCCGGCGUGAAGCGCACUUUGCCUUCCGGCCUGAUUAUCGAGGACAUCAAGAAGGGGGAUGGGCCCGCUGCCAAGGGCGGCAAGCGAUUGUCUAUGCGAUACAUCGGCAAGCUCACCGACGGCAAGCAAUUCGACGCCAACACGGCCGGUAAACCCUUCUCGUUCGUCCUCGGCCGCGGGGAGGUCAUCAAGGGCUGGGACGAGGGUUUGAUGGGUAUGAACGUCGGCGGUGAGAGGCGGUUGACUAUCCCCGCCAACUUGGCGUACGGCUCCCAGAAGAUCCCCGGGAUCCCCAAGAACUCGACCCUCAAGUUCGACGUCAAGCUUCUCGAGGUCAAAUAG
Dioszegia hungarica is the source of this 1269-nucleotide messenger RNA. RefSeq lists its product as uncharacterized. Gene Ontology annotation, cellular component: chromatin; nucleolus. Gene Ontology annotation, molecular function: macrolide binding; peptidyl-prolyl cis-trans isomerase activity. The transcript is spliced from 9 exons. The record is from RefSeq and is a predicted model, not a curated record. Bases 1 to 1269 code for a protein of 422 amino acids. Lineage: Eukaryota; Fungi; Basidiomycota; Tremellomycetes; Tremellales; Bulleribasidiaceae.